AAAUUACGAAUUACUAACAAUUUGUCACUGGUGGAGUGAGGUGCCAGCAGCUAAUAAGAUCGUCAUAUAAAUAAAUUGACAAGUGAGAAAAAUUAACGCUGCCAGUUUGGACUUUGUUCGUGCCGUGACUGGGCAAAGUUUGUCACUCUCAAUCUUCGUAAUAAUAAGAUUUUUACGGCAUAGACGAACCGUGAUAUGAUGACAUUUUAUACUUAAUUGACAGUCAUCAUAACAAACAGUUGGCAUUCCUUCGAGACGCGACGCUUCCUAUCAUCCCUGGAAAUUUGAGACUUUUAUAAAUAAGAAAAGAAGAAAUCCACUUGAUCUACAUUAUAUAACUGGGAGAGAUUUAAAAAGUUCAUUGAGAUAGAGAGAUUUGCAACUGGGAUCUGGAACUAAAGGUCGUGUCAUACACUGGACAUCAAUUAUUACUCACGACGAAUCUGGAUCUGAGUUUGACUGACGGAUCACUCCUCAGUGUCACACUGGACGGGACGAAUAUCGUUGUCGUCGCAUCCACAUUAUCAUAAAUUUCUAGGAUAAGUGAUUCUGUUCAAAAUGGAGCUCCACCGGUCGCGCCUCGCCGUCGCGUUGGCUCUCGUCGCCAUCGUAUUUCCGACGACUUUCUCUGCACCAGCCCCAAGGUCAUCAUGCACUCCUGUUUGCAGACAGAGUCAAGUAUCAAAAAUUAGUUAUCAGGAAGGCAAAUCAUACACGUAUGGAUUUGAGACAGAAGUAAUCACCCAGGUUUUAGGGUCGACUGACGAACAAGCAAAAAUUAAGGUUAAAGGUCAAGCUGUCAUUGCUGCUCAGUCUCCUUGCGAUUUCAUCCUCACCGUCCAACAAGUGGCCAUUCAAAAUCCAAGUGGACAGGCAAUCAGCCGUGUCGACGAUAUUGAAGGGUCAUCUCUUAGAUUUUCAUAUCAAGAUGGGCAAGUUGAAAGCGUCUGCGUCGCUGAGGAUGACCCGACGUGGUCCAGCAACGUGAAGCGAGCCAUCAUUUCUAUGCUGACCAACACGGCAGAAAACGCUGUUGGAGAUGUCUCAACGGAAACCGACAUUUCUGGUCGAUGCCCUACGACUUAUUCCGUCUCUGGUGACAAAUACGUGAAAACGAGGGACCUCAACUCUUGCACGAAGCGGGAUGGAGGAGCCACCGUGUUUUUGGGAGUGCCAUACGAUGUCCCAUCCAAAUACAACUCCAUGUCUGUGAUCGACUCCGCCCUAGAGUGCACACAAGACUUGAAGGAUGGCGUUUUCCAGCAUGUCCAAUGUAUCGAGAGUCACAAAGUCCCCUUCCUCUCCACCCAAAGCACCGGAAUUCACACCGAAAUUAAGUCUAGUCUCAACCUCGUUUCCACUCAGAAUGGAAUCACGAAAAGCUCCAAAGUCACGACAAAGCCAUCUUCCAUCUUGUAUGACCACGCUGAGAUUCAAGACGGGACCAGGCAGAAGGCCACCGCCACAAAAAGUGUCGAUUUCUUAAAGAAAAUCUGCCAAGAAAUUGAGGAUGGAGCUGUCUCCUCCAAAGUUCCUGGGCUCUACCUCCAAUUGAUCAAAACCCUCAAAACGGUGCGCAAGGAAGACGUGAAGCAAAUGUAUGAAAAGAUCACGAGCGGAAGCAUGUGCAGCAAAGCGACUGAUAAACUGCAAAAAAUUUUCCUUGAUGCUGCCGCCACUUCUGGUUCUGAUGGAUCGAUAGCUUUCCUUUCUGAUAUUAUUACCAAAGAUGAGGUCGGAUGUCACACCAAGACCCUUUUCCUCGCAAACGCUGUAUUUGCCCCACACCCAGACAUCGGAGCUCUUGCAGCGCUAGGCUCACUGAUCUCAAAGACUGACAUCGAAGCGAAAUAUCUGCUCACCGCGUCCGGAGUUGGACAUCAAUAUUGCCGAAUGACGAAUGAGGACUGUGCCUCCAACAGUGAGUAUGUCGCCCUCGUCAACAAGAUUGCUCAACACGUUCGUCCUUCCGUUACCGAUGAGGAAGGCUUGAGAAAGGUGGUUGCUGCUCUCCAAGCGUUAGGAAACUUGGACAAACUCACGCCCGACGCAGUGACAGCAAUUUCCAGCAUUAUUGACGACAAGACAGCCCCCGAGCGACUCAAGGUUCGUGCUCUCGAUGCCUUCCGUCGACACCCGUGCCAACAACAAUUGAAGCAAAAGGCUAUCCGCGUCUUUGGUGAUAACAAGGAAUCUUCUCACGUCAGAAUUCAGGCCUACUUGACCCUCUCCAAGUGUGUCGAGCAGGACGAUGUCAGUGCCAUCCAAACAAUCUUAAACGCGGAACAAUCUAGCCAGGUUGGGUCAUUCGUCUCCUCCCAUGUUGAGAAUGUGCUGGAAACGGCCAGCCCCUCGAAACAAGGCCUGAAGAAUAUUUUCCGUCAAUUUACAAUCCCCGAAGGCCUCAGUAAAGACAUGCGAAAAUUCUCCAGAAACAGCGAAUACUCGACCUUCCUCCCAAAUCUGAAUGUUGGUGGAUCACUUGACGGGAAUCUGGUCUUCUCUCAGGAUUCCUAUUUGCCCAGAAUGUCCAAUGCCAAUUUCACGGUUGACGCUUUUGGGAGAUCUUACAAUGUGCUCGAGCUUGGAGUUUAUGCCGAAGACUUUGAGCAUCUUGUCGAAAAGUACUUUGGACCGGCUGGAAAAAUUCGUCAAACUGAUUUGGAGAAUCUGAUUAGCAAAGGAUCCGCGAAAUUGUCCCAAUUCGUUGAAGGUGUUCGCAACCGAUUUAAACGAGAUUUGAAAGUUGACGCUAGCCAGAAUGAAAUUGACUUUAUUCGAGACCAAGUUGACAUUGAAGAGCGUGUUGGAGAUCAUGGCGUGGGUGACGUUUACAUCCGAGUACUGGGAACAUCAAUGUUGGUCGAGAGCUUCAGCGAAACCAAUAUCCGAGAAGGAUCCAUUGCCAAGAAAUUUAGGACCGGAUUCGAAAAGUUGUUGGAAGGAGCAAAAGAUACCAAAUUCGACCUGACCCACCCCGUAAUUUUUAUCGACGAAGAGCUCGUCCUCCCAACCUUCGCUGGUCUCCCUUUGAACCUCGAACUUGAAGGAACAAGCAUCGUAUCAAUGCAAAUGAAUGGAAAUGUCGACAUUACAUCUCUCUUCCGUGCCGCGCCUUCAGACAUGCGAGCAAAAUUCGUGCCCAGCGCUGCAACUUUGUUAAAAUCUAGAAUGACUGUUGGAGCAGGUCCCGUAGAAACUGGUCUUCAAUUGGAAGGAAAAGUUCACUCUGCUGCUGGAGUUGAUGUCAAAUUGGUAAAGGAGGAUGGAAAGUUCGAAUUCAGAUUCAACCUUCCCCAAGAAAGGACUCAAAUCAUUGAUGUUCGCAGCGAUCUUUACUGGAUCGAGCAACCUCAGGAUAGCAUGGAAAAGAAGACGCAAGUUCAGAGCAAGUUGGCCACAAAAUCACUGGCCAACAAUGAGUGCUUGACCGCCUUCUCCAACUUUUUGGGUCUCAAGUUCUGCACUGAUAUGAAAAUCCCUCAAGUUUCUCGACAAGCUCCAUUCCCAGUGCUAAAUGGACAAGCAGUCUUCUCCUUGUCUGUGGAAAAAUCAGAGUCCUCAAUGGAAGGGUAUUAUCUCAAGAUCGAGAGGGACACCCAAGAUGAUGGUAAUUUCGGCGUCGGAUUCCUCUUGGACACUCCGGGAUCCAGAACCAAUAGAAAAGUAUCGGCUUCUCUGAAGGCCACCCAGUAUAAAUCCACCACACCCGAGUACGUCUUCAAACUGGACUCUCCCUGGACCAAGCUUGAUGUUGACUACAAGCGCGCUUUUACCGAUGAGUUGAAGGGAGUCGAACUUAAGAUCGUAUCUGAUGGGGAGGCGUACAAUGGAAAGUUGCAGUUGAAGAAGGUGAAAGCUGGCAGUGUGAGCAAGUACGAACCAAUUGUUCAAUACAGCUUCCCCGGUGGACGACCCGUGAAACUGAUUGAGGGACAAGUUCUUCGAGUCGAGGGACAAGGAAAGGUUGAGAUUGACCUCCGUACUGCUGGCCCCUUCCGACAACUGAGAGGAAGCGUGAAAGGAACCAUCGAGGUUCCAGAAAAGGCUGACGGGUUUGAAGUGAAAGCCAAGAAUUUGGAAUUCGCUUCUGAAGUGGUUGGAAAGAUUGCAUUCGAUGGGCACGUGAUGAAGGAGAAGCAAGUCUUCGAUACCAAAGUCCACGCUAAAUAUGGCCAAGAGAAACAACACACGUUUGAGUUUGAAACCAAACUUGGCAAGCCAAAACAUGGUCAUUACGAAUUCAAAACCAAGACCCGAUCAUCUCGUCGAUCUUUCCUCAACUUUGAUGUUAGUGGAGAAGUUAGCAAGGAAGGUCACACGUACCAGUCUGAACUCUCCUACACGCGAGGCGUUGAAGAACCAAAGGUCCACUUUUCUCACAAACUGAAGACAACGAUUGAAUCACCGAAGGAAUUCGAAAUAUUCCACGAAACAAGCUUGAAACAUCCCGGAUUUAAUGUUGACAUGUACAGCAAAGUUGAUUCGAAAGCAGCUCCUGGCCAAGCACGCCAUGCGGAGGCCAUUUUUAAUGUAAACUCAUUCAAGUCAAACGCCAGAUAUGACAGCGAUGGGAAGAACUUUUUGGAUUAUGUCUUGAAAGCAACCGCUGAAUAUGCUGGAAAAACUUAUGAAUUUACCGAAACAUCCGUCAAAGCAAGUGACCACAAGCAAAAUUUCAAAUCAAAACUCUCUGUAACUCCUGGAUUUUGGUAUCACGCCAACACCGAUGUGACCUACAAAUUCGAAAAAUCCGAUAUGGAAAGCACCCUUUCCACCACAAUUACAUCUGACACGUUUGCCGACCCUGUUGUAUUCAAAUCUGGAGUCCGAGGAAAGUCUGACGGCUACCACGCCCUCAUGAAAUUGGACAUGAAGGGUAACAACUACGUGGACUUUAGCACCCAGUUCAAACACGCGAAGGGCUCCACCCCAGCAACUUUCACCUCAAAGGCAUUCGUCUUGAACUAUUUGGAUUCAAAAUUGAGCCAAACCAUUUCUCGAUCUCAGUCCGACAUGCAACUGGAUAUUAAAUGGGUUCCAACUGGGCGUAAGAUUGAAGCAAAGUCUAAACUGACCAAUUCUGGAGAUGUUUACAAUUUGAACGCUGACUUGAAAUGGGAUGCUGAAAGGGAUCCUUCAAAAUCUGCUUCAAUCAAGAGUGUGACAAAUCUAUCCUUCUCCAAAUUGCAGUGUGAUUCCAAGAAUGAAAUCACCGUGGAAGGAAAGCUUGCAAAGUUGAAUCUGAAGGGACAACACAUGAAGGAGUGGUUUAACGGAGAAGACAAUUUGGAAAUCGACUACACCUCACCAAACGGGAAGACAUACAAUUUGGCAACGGUCCUCAACCUUGAAAACAAACUAAAGGCGAAGGGAGGCAAGAUGAACGUGAAAUUAACCCUGCCUGGAGAAAAGCCGUACGACUUCACAUUCGAAAACCGCGUAAGCAACAUGAACCCUCGCGAAGCGACAUUUGACCUCGUCACGGAUGUGAAGUUUGACUACAAGGGAGAGAAGGACGUCUCAUUCCAUGGGGAAUUAGGCUCAGCUCUGCCUGGAAAUUACAGACGUAAUACUGGAAAGAUCGAGAUUGGUGGCUCUGUUAUCAAAGAACCCAUCUCAGGCACCUUUAAGGCUGACAUCAAGAAGGGAAAAUGGGCCGUUAGUGCCGAUGGUAAGCGAGGAGCACUCAACAGCGACUUUGACGUUAUUCUCGAUUACGACGUCUGGUCUCCCAAGAAGACCUUUGACCUUAAAUACACCGUCAACAUGCCAUUCGAUGCCGUCAAGUCCGUCGAAGGUGUCCACAAAAUUGGAGUUUUGUACAACUCUUUGAAGAACUUUGAGUACACGGAAGAAGGAUCCCUGUCCAUUAAUCAUGGCAGCCCUGCCCAAUGGAAAUAUCUCACCAGCGUCCUCUCCAACGAGGCCAAAUUUCUCUCCGAGUACGCACAAGACGGAAGGAGCGUCUACUUGAUCUCUGGUAAUGGGAAAGUGACCGGCAAGAAGCUCACUUCUGAUAUCCAACUCACCUACCGUGAAGAGAAAUCCUCCCUCAACAUCGACAUUGACCACCAACUUCCAAACUUUGGCGUCGUCUUGAAGGGUGCAAUUCCUUCUACUUCGUUCGAACUGAAAACCACUCACCAAAAGUCGAGCGAUGGAAUUUAUGAAACUGACAUUUUGGCCAAGACUGCAAACGAGUUGGCUUUCCGAGUUACUAAUAAAUUGGAAAUUACCCCGACAAAAAAAUCCAUCGACUUGGUUGUGUCCGCUGCAGAAGAACCCCCACGACGACUUUACUUGUUGGUUGACAAAAUCAGCAAUGACAAGUACAACGUGGAGACGCUUCUCAAGUGGGGAGACGGAAAUAAAUUUUUGAGCACCAAGGGAGACGUUGGCCGUUCUUCGGAAGGGUUCGAAGCCAACCUGCUGUUGGACAGUCCGGAACUAAGACUCAAUAAGAUGAGUGUCAAACUUGCUAAAAAGUCACAAUCUGGUCGUCACGCCGUGACCCUUAAAGUACUAGAAAGCAACAAGGAUAAGUUCUCUGCCAUCUUUGACUAUGGAUCCAGUUUGGAAAGGUCCGGAGCUCAGAAAGUCUAUGAUGGUUCCGUCACAAUUAAAGGUGAUGGAUCUAAAUCCCCAAUGGAUAUCAACCUCAAUGGCAAGUUCCGCCUGGAGGACACGAGCUUAGCCCGAUCUCGGGGCGAUGAAGAAGAUGGACGACAAUUCAGAGGAACCUUUGAAGUCGGCAAGUCUGGAAGUCCAAUCAAGGGCACGGCCAUCUUGAAGACAUCCGACAAAGAAAAGCGGGCUCAAGUCUCGCUUUGCAACGAAGAGAGAGGUCGAUGCCGUUCUGGAGAUGCUCAUUUGAGACAUCAAAGCGAGGCUAAUGGAGAUGUGGAAUACAGUUUGAGAAUUGUGGCUGAGACGGACGCAGGUGGUCAGAAAUCCAUCACUGGUGUCUCCAUCAUCACUGCCAAGACGGAAAACGGACGCCAAAUGGAUCACACGGUCAAACUAAUUUUGAACCAUAAGAACUCUGACCCAAUCGGAUACCGAUUUUAUCGUAAAGACGGUCACGAAUUUGGGGCCGAACUCCUCCUUCCAGAACGGAUAAUUGCCACCGUGCUAGACUGCCAACAUCCCGGACCCACCGAUGUCAAAUUAGACUUGAGCUUCUUUAUUGACAAAAGUCGUCAACCAACGAGGAAGAUUAGUCUAAUUUUCAACACGGAAAAGCACAAGGAACAACUUGGUCGUGAUAUCGAGUUCAUUCUCCGCCACCCGGAUGUUGGAAAGGAUUUGAAAGUGCACACCAAGUACUCGAUUGCGGGCGAAGCUUUUGAAGUGAAAACCGUUUUUGACAUCUUCAAGGCGAACAGUGAGAUCGUCACGUCGUACAAGGCUCUCAAGGAAACGUCCGAUGUUGGUAAUUUAUACAAAACACAGUGGAGCGUCAUUUCUAAGGGUCAAAACAUGAAUUUUGGAGGAAAAUCUGAAAUUACUGCCAGGAACGGGCAACUCUCCUACAAACAAGAAUUGCAUUACGAAAACAGAGACAAGGAAAUCAAAACGGCCAAGAUCGAAACACUGUUGUCCAUGAAUCGUAUGAGUUUCGAGGUUAAAGGACAUUCUGGCAAGUUGAUCUCACUCAUCUCUACCUUUGAGGACCAAGCUACCGGCUACGAGUAUCGACAGGAGGUUCUUUUCCCAGGAAUGGAAGACGCACGAAUUUUCCAAGCCAUCUUGACCACCGUCUCUCCAAGAAAGGCUCAGUUAAAAACUUACACGGCCAAUAGCCCGGCAGGAAUUUACUAUGAAGCCAUCGUCGGAUUCAAGACACAAGACCAUUUCGUCGUCGGAUUAUACGAUCAUGAAAGCAGCGGACAAAAGACGCUAGCCGACUUCAACCUCGCUCUGAACAACAAUCGAGUUCUUUCCAUCAAGACCAACUGGGAGAAGGAAAAUUUCAAGAACGUUUGGGCCAAGGUUCAAGCCCGAGUUUCUCGCAAUGGCAAAAAUCUUAAGGAACUGGCAACCUCUUCGUUCGACGAAGUCCUCAAGGAACUCAACUCUGUUGCUACCAACGUGAUCAAAUCCGCCCCCAAAGUGAAGGCUGCGCUCACUGCUGCAACAAAUCAAUGGGCUGAUUUAGUUGUGGAACUGGACGCCCAUGAUGACACCAAAAUUGUCGUGGAACAAAUCCAACUUGCCAAAGGCUUCUUCAAAACAUUCGUCCGAUUCAUGGUCGGAGUGACGAAGGCUGCUCGAAGAAUGGCCUACACUUUCGCUGCAAUCAUCAAGGAGCAACUCGAACAAUUGCCAAACCUCUUGGGAGACUACACGAGCGGAGCCCCCUACACCAUGGACGACUUGAAAAGAUGUUUCGAUUCCUUCGUGACCGCGUUAACAGAUUGUGCCCGAAAUUCGGUGAAACUCUUGGGACAAACUGCUGAACGUAUUUCCGCAUCUAUGCCAGAAAUUAUCAAAUGCAUCAACUGGGCUUUGGACAAGACUUCUGACAUCAAUGACGCUAUCCGCAGCCUGCUAGAAACCACUUUGGACCAAGCCGCAAUUUGGUGGAGAUCUAUCCGUUCUUUCACCAAGGACUUUAUCGAUCACGACCUGGUCCGCAUGUUCAUCAAAGACACGGUCAACGUUGUCCAAAUGAUUCUGAGUGAAGUUAUCGAAGAGACCAAACAGUACGCAGUGAGUUUCAAGAACUACAUCAUCAACGUCAUUCCAGAAGCAGAUUUUCAAGAAAUUGUCCAACUAACUGCUGAAUAUGUAGACAAGAAGGCGAAAAAUGUUCAGGUCGAUGACGCCGUUGCCAUCAAAGAAAUUUAUGAGAAAGUGAUUAAGCUUGUGAAAAAGGUUAGCGCAAAGGUCUUCUCUGUCGACAGCAGCGAGGAUGGUUUCAACCUUUCGGUCAUGUUGCCAAACGCUGUUGAUAGUUUAAGUGACGUGCUGAAAUCCUUUGGAAAGCUUUCCUUCCCAUCGCCCCCAGUCGUUCAGUACAAUCUGCCCAGCUACAGAUUUGGAAUUACUGAAGUGAUCAACAAGCUCCGACAUGGAGCUUGCGUGAAUGAAUUUGUUCCUCCUUAUGACGCUUACGGUCUCGUAUUUGGAUCCCAAUUUUACAAAACUUUCGACGGACAGUUCUUCCGAUUCGAUGGAAGUUGUCAAUAUCUCCUGGCCUCCGACUUUGAAGAUGGCAACUUUACAGUUGCUGUCGACUACGAGAGAACCGGAUCCAAUGUGGCGAGAGCCAUCAUUGUCAAAGACGCGACUGACACGAUCGCUAUCAAGUCUGACAAUACUAUUGUGGUCAACGGACAAACGUACACUGCAACCGAUGUGGAUGCCCAACAACCAAAAACUGAGCACUUCAAGGUUGAAUAUAGAAAUAACUGGAUAAUUGUGACAGGCGAUAAGGGAGUAAAAGUUGGCUGCUCUUCUCUUCAUGACGUUUGUGCGGUGAAAGUCAACGGAUUUUAUCACGGCAAGGUUUUGGGACUGCUUGGGAAAUUUAAUCAGGAAAAAUUCGACGACUUGACCACAGCAGAAGGACAGGUGGCUGAAAAUGUCAACCAAUUCACUGAAAGUUGGAAACUUGAAAAACAAUGCACUGAACGACCUGUCAUCACGAUGCCAGUCAUUACAUCUGAAGCCAGCACUGCUUGCUCCGACGCCUUGGAAAGUAGAUCAUCCUCUUUGAGACCUUGUUAUGGAGUCGUUGCCCCACAAGAUUAUCAACAAGCUUGCGAAAGGUUAUCCUCCUCUCCUGGUUACACUGUAUCGAAAGCCGUAUGCACAGCAUCUGCUGGUUACGCCAAGGCUUGCUAUCUCUCCUACGCCAAGGUUGAACUACCAUCGGAAUGUCGCCAACUUUAAUAAAUACUAUACAAGUCCCAUCCCAGCCAACGGAAAAAUAUACAAAUUUAAUGUAAAUUGAAUGUCUGACUACAUAUGUAUAUUUUUAGAGUUUAUAUUAUAUUGCAUUCACAUAUAGACUUUGUAUUUUUGUCAACUACGUGAAAUAUUAUGUUUGGGUGGGUUAGUCAGUUAACGGUUGUCAUUAUGAAAAUAAUAUUUAAGCAUAAAUAUUUAGGAUUAGUGCAUUUAUUUGUACAGUUUGUUGACAUCUAUAUUUAACGUUAAUAGAAUGAGUGAUUUUGUGAUACUCUAGAUUGUUAGUUAUCGUUAUCUAGUUAUUCAAAUUAAUUACAAGAUUAUCAUGAGAGUACACGAACCAAAAUUCAACAAAUGGGAUUUCUGAGUCAACUUAUGUGUUGCAAUUAAUAAAAAUUGUACAAUUAUUCGCAAUCCA
Folsomia candida is the source of this 10336-nucleotide messenger RNA. Its product is annotated as apolipophorins. Gene Ontology annotation, molecular function: lipid carrier activity. The record is from RefSeq and is a predicted model, not a curated record. NCBI's taxonomy places the organism in Eukaryota, Metazoa, Arthropoda, Collembola, Entomobryomorpha, Isotomidae. The transcript is spliced from 31 exons. Gene Ontology annotation, biological process: lipid transport. Bases 559 to 9900 code for a protein of 3113 amino acids.